UAAAUUGACCAUUGAGGUGGUUCCCAAGGGUUCGGCUUCGUUUUGUUAUCAAACGAUAGGUUUAAGAUUCUUACGGGUGGUGGGAUCCAAAGCCAGGAUGGGUUUCAACAAAAAUGCAAGCGCGAAUUUGUCUUGAGUCUCAACGCACUGUUCAAAUAAAACAAUUUAGACAUGCCCCACCUACGACACUAAGAAGUGAAUGGUAUAUUACACUUCUGUCACAAAUUCAAGGGUAAUCUAAAGUGCCCGAUGGUAGAGAUCUGGCUUCUCCCGGGUUUCUGGAACAAAAGAAGCGUUCGCGAGUAGACAGAGGGGUAACUUCCCUGCCCUCCCCCUCCGAAAGUAAAUCAAAUCAAGGACUAUGAGUGCUUGCAGACAAGUCUCGCUUCUUUUCUUCCCCUUCAUGGCUAGCGUUUGGGGAAGGCAAGGCUGCGGCUACUCUUCGGUGCUUCAGUGUCCCUGGAGGAAAAAAGGCCCAGACAAGGGUCCUCACAGCCGGCGUGGAAUUCGGCCGGUUCGUAGGCAAUCGACCCCAGAGACGAAAGCUGCUUCUCGAGCUGGGGGAGGGAGAGGAAACGGCGCACAAAAGCAGUACGACCCGUCCCUUAUCGGCGUCUAAGGGGAAGGGUGGAGAAAACGAAAACAGAAGCGGGCCGGGCGCCUCGGCUCCCGCCCCAGCGCCUUUUAAACUGCGUUUCUACCUCCUCUCGCUCAGCGCGGCGGCUAAUGGAACCCGCGCGAGCCGUCCCGCCAAUCACCGCCGCGCUUCCUCCCGUCGCCCGCCAAUGGCGCCGCGCGUUCUUGGGGCGUGGGCGAAGCAGGCUGCUCGCCUCCUGCCUGUAGUGUGUGGGCUGGGGUUGGUGCGGGCUUCCAGCUUGGCUGUACUUCAUCCGUAGUUCGGCUCUGGGGUCUUUUGUGUCCGGGUCUGGCUUGGCUUUGUGUCCGCGACUUUUUGCUCCGGUCCGCAGCGCUCCUACUGGGCAGGAGCCGUGAGGCUCGGAGGCAGGAGCGCGGCCCCCGGCCAGGAGCGAGCGCGCCGGCGUGAGCGGCGGCGGCGAAGGCUGCGGGGAGGGGGCUUCGCAAAUCCCCGAGAUGCCGGAGUUCUUGGAAGACCCCUCGGUCCUGACGAAAGACAAGUUGAAGAGUGAGUUGGUCGCCAACAAUGUGACGCUGCCGGCUGGGGAGCAGCGCAAAGACGUGUACGUCCAGCUCUACCUGCAGCACCUCACGGCGCGCAACCGGCCGCCGCUCGCCGCCGGCGCCAACAGCAAGGGGCCCCCGGACUUCUCCAGUGACGAGGAACGCGAGGCCACCCCGAUUCUCGGCUCUGUGGCCGCCGCCGCGGGUCGGAGCCGAGCAGCCGUCGGCAGGAAAGCCACAAAAAAAACUGAUAAACCCAGACAAGAUGAUAAAGAUGAUCUAGAUGUAACAGAGCUCACUAAUGAAGAUCUUUUGGAUCAGCUUGUGAAAUACGGAGUGAAUCCUGGUCCUAUUGUAGGAACAACCAGGAAGCUGUAUGAGAAAAAGCUUUUGAAACUGAGGGAACAAGGAACAGAAUCAAGAUCUUCUACUCCUCUGCCAACAAUUUCUUCUUCAGCAGAAAAUACAAGGCAGAAUGGAAGUAAUGAUUCUGACAGAUAUAGUGACAAUGAAGAAGACUCUAAAAUAGAGCUCAAGCUUGAGAAGAGAGAACCACUAAAGGGCAGAGCAAAGACUCCGGUAACACUCAAGCAAAGAAGAGUCGAGCACAACCAGAGCUAUUCUCAAGCUGGAGUUACUGAAACUGAAUGGACAAGUGGAUCUUCAAAAGGCGGACCCCUGCAGGCAUUAACUAGGGAAUCUACAAGAGGGUCAAGAAGAACUCCAAGGAAAAGGGUGGAAACUUCAGAACAUUUUCGUAUAGAUGGUCCAGUAAUUUCAGAGAGUACUCCCAUAGCUGAAACUAUAAUGGCUUCAAGCAACGAAUCCUUAGUUGUCAAUAGGGUGACUGGAAAUUUCAAGCAUGCAUCUCCUAUUCUGCCAAUCACUGAAUUCUCAGACAUACCCAGAAGAGCACCAAAGAAACCAUUGACAAGAGCUGAAGUGGGAGAAAAAACAGAGGAAAGAAGAGUAGAAAGGGAUAUUCUUAAGGAAAUGUUCCCCUAUGAAGCAUCUACACCAACAGGAAUUAGUGCUAGUUGCCGCAGACCAAUCAAAGGGGCUGCAGGCCGACCAUUAGAACUCAGUGAUUUCAGGAUGGAGGAGUCUUUUUCAUCUAAAUAUGUUCCUAAGUAUGUUCCCUUGGCAGAUGUCAAGUCAGAAAAGACAAAAAAGGGACGCUCCAUUCCCGUAUGGAUAAAAAUUUUGCUGUUUGUUAUUGUGGCAGUUUUUUUGUUUUUGGUCUACCAAGCUAUGGAAACCAACCAAGUAAAUCCCUUCUCUCAUUUUCUUCAUGUUGACCCUAGAAAAUCCAACUGAAUGGUAUCUCUUUGGCACAUUCAACUUGGUCUCCUAUUUUUAAUAACUGUAUUGAAAAACAUUUGUGUACACUUGUUGACUCCAAGAACUAAAAAUAAUGUGAUUUUGCCUCAAUAAAUGUAGUAUUUCAUUGAAAAGCAAACAAAAUAUAUAGGAAUGGACUUCAUUAAAAUGUUUUUGAACUUUGGACUAGUAGGAGAUCACUCUGUGCCAUAUGAAUAAUCUUUUUUAGCUCUGGAACUUUUUGUAGGCUUUAUUUUUUUAAUGUGAGCAUCUUAUUUCAUUUUUGAAAAAAUGUAUAUGUUUUUUGUGUAUUUGGGAAACAAGAAGGGCGAAACAUGGUAGUAUAAUGUGAAGCUACACAUUUAAAUAGAAUUCUUACAGAAAAGAUUUUAAGAAUUAUUCUCUGCUGAAUAAAAACUACAAAUAUGUGAAACAUAAUGAAAUUCAGUAAGAGGAAAAGUAACUCGGUUGUACUUUUUGUAACUACAACAAAGUUUGAUGGUGUUUAUGAGGAAAAGUACAGCAAUAAUCUCUUCUGUAACCUUUAUUAAUAGUAAUAUUCUUGUAGCCCUGUCAUACUCACUUUUUAAGACACAGUAUCAUGAAAGUCCUACUUCAGUGAGACCCAUUUACAUACAGUAGAUUUUUAGCAGAGAUCCUUUAGUGUAACAUACAUAUUUUAGAGAAUUGUUAGCUGGCUAUACAUGUUUUGAAAAGCUGUUUGGCUAGCUAUAAGGCUAUAAUUGGAAAUUUGUAUUUUUUAUUUACAGCAAAACAUUUAUCCAGUCAUCCAGUUUGCUACCAAAAUACAUUUUAGAUAAGUGUGUGUAUGUUUGUUUAGAAGUUAGAAAUUGUAAACACUGGUCGUAUGUUUCAUUUGGAUUCAUUAUUGCAUUGUCUUGUUACCAGAAACAAAAUUUUGCCAGGCUUUUUUUGCCCUAUAUUUCCCAGCAUAAUUUGAUUAGAAAGUACGAAAAGGGCUGGGCGCCGUGGCUCACGCCUGUAGUCCCAGCACUUUGGGAGGCCAAGGCAGGUGGAUCAUGAGGUCAAGAGAUCAAGACCAUCCUGGCCAACAUGGUGAAACCCCAUCUCUACUAAAAAUACAAAAAAAAUAGUUGGGUGUGGUGGUGCACGCCUGUAGUCCCAUCUACUAGGGAGACUGAGGCAGGAGAGUCAUUUGAACCCGGGAGACGGAGGUUGCAGUGAGCCGAGAUUACAUCACCGCACUCCAGCCUGGCGACAGAGCGAGAUUCCAUCUCAACAAAAAGAAAGUACAAAAAGGAGUUGCUUUUAUAUUACAUCAGAAGCAGUAGUUAAUAAAGUUGUAUACUCUGAAUAAGAGAUGGGCAUUAUGAUUUUUUUUUUUUUUUUUUUUUUUUUUGAGAUGGAGUCUUGCUCUUGUCACCCAGGCUGUAGUGCAGUGGCACAAUCUGGACUCAGUGCAACCUCUGCCUCCCAGGUUCAAGCAAGUUUCCUGCCUCGGCAGAGUGGGGGUUUCACAAUGUUGGCCAGGCUGGUCUCGAACUCCUGACCUCAAGUGAUCUGCCCUCCUCGGCUUCCCAAAGUGCUGGGAUUACAGGUGUGAGCCACUGUGCCCGGCCGGCAUUAUGAUUUUGUGUACUCUUGAAAUGGUUAUCUUUGUGAUGGUUUUUUUUUGUUUUUGUUUUUUUGUUUUUUUUUUUUUUUGCUGAAACUUACCUCAUGAAUAACUUGGUUAUGUAAAGUAGUAGGUGAUUAAAAUUUCAAUAGAAUCAAAUAAGACAUAAAAAUUUUAAACUGACUCAUUUGAGUUUCCACUUCACAGUCAUUGGCCAUAAAGCACACUAAAAAUGUAAGUUAUUUUUAAAUACAUCUGAAAUAAAAAUACUUAUUAAAAAGGAAGAAGCUGAAGAUGUAUAUUUAGACCAGCACACAAUUUUGAUUUCAAUUAGCCUUAUUCUGAUACUUAGCUUUUAGAUCUUUCGUACACAUUUUCAUGUACUUUGCAAUUGAGACCAGAAGGACUUGUAGGUCUUUCUGCAGAAUGAGUGGGUCCUUGCAAAGUGAGUGGGAAACUUACUCCUAGAUCAGAAAUGUUUGCCUGUCUGAGUAAAAGUGUUUCUUUGAGAUGAGCCAUAGAAAGGGCACCUUUUACCCAACUUUUCUUUGUUUUUAAACUUUGUUUCCCAUACUGUUUUCAGCCUUUUGUUUAUGAUUAGAAAUUGUAAGAAGCUUCGUUUAGUGUUUAAAAAUGUGGGAAGAUAAAUCAGACUUAACAUGUAUGUAAGAUCAAUUCACUUAAAAGUAUGGUCCAAAUAGCAAAAAUAGGACCAGGUGAAACAUGUAGUCAUUUUUUAAAAACAUGUACUUGGUCUUUUGUGUGUGUCUGUUUUAUUCCAUUAGAAUAAAUGUGUCCUUGAUGUAAAUGCAAAGCAUUUCUUCCUGAUUAAAUUGUAGAUGUAGACUUUACAAUAUAAUUCAAUAAUAAAAAGUAAUUAACCUCUAGUUUUGUCGUUGCAAUAAAUGGUUUUCAGAUAGCA
Molecule: messenger RNA, 4979 nt
Organism: Rhinopithecus roxellana (golden snub-nosed monkey)
Lineage: Eukaryota; Metazoa; Chordata; Mammalia; Primates; Cercopithecidae
Gene: TMPO
Product: thymopoietin
Exons: 9
Coding region: 1093-2457 (454 amino acids)
Molecular function (GO): DNA binding
Source: RefSeq, a predicted model, not a curated record